This is a messenger RNA of Medicago truncatula (barrel medic), 1363 nucleotides long. Its product is annotated as probable membrane-associated kinase regulator 6. Bases 127 to 843 code for a protein of 238 amino acids. NCBI's taxonomy places the organism in Eukaryota, Viridiplantae, Streptophyta, Magnoliopsida, Fabales, Fabaceae. The transcript has 2 exons. The record is from RefSeq and is a predicted model, not a curated record.
AAAAAUAUGUGCAGCAUAGUAAGAGAAUAACCUUUGCUAUCUUUAAAUCAUUUUGUAUCCCUUCUUUCCCUCACACUUUCCAAGUUAUCUUCAAAGAUUCAUCCAAAGAGUAAGAUAGAAGAAACCAUGGAAACAUCUCAUCCUCUCUCAAUAGAAAGUUUUUCAUAUAGUUGGUUAGUAAACCUUAAACCAUCAUCACUAGUAGAAAGCCUUGAUGGUUCUUCCUUUAGAACUUAUCUUGAUGCUUCUGAUGAAGCUUCUUCCUUCAUUGAAAUGGAUCCAAGAAUGCCAUCUUCAAGAAGAUUCUUUAUAAACUCACAAGAUUUCAAAUUUGAUUUUCCAACCUUACAAGAAUCCCCUCUCACCACUCUUGUUGAUGCAGAUCAACUCUUUUCCAAUGGUUACUUAAUGCCAUUAUUUGUUGAAUCAUUGAAUAUAGAACCAUAUGAAUAUGAUUCAUCAAAUUCUAAUUCAAAUUCAGAUUCAAAUUCAACCUUAGCUUCUUCCAUAUCACAUGUAACAAAUAAAGUGGUUCCUCUAGAAAAUUCAAGAACCCCUUCAUUGAAAAGGUGUAGAACAUUAUCAAGGAGCAUGUUUCAAAAGUAUUUGAAAUUUUUAAGGCCUUUGUGUAGAAGAUUGAGGGGUCAAAAGUCAGGAUCAAAACAUGAAAAUGUUGUGAAAAGAACUCAAUCAGUGAAGAAUAUUAGAGGAAAUUAUGGUGAUUCAUCUCCAAGAAUUAGUGUUGCAUAUUCCGCGGAUGAUUGGCGGCGCGUGUCUUGUGAUUCUGAUAGCUCAAUUUAUGAAGCUGUUCUUCAUUGCAAAAGAUCCAUUGAAAUGAGUUAAGCAUGUUAGAGUGCAUAUCAAGGUUUUGAAAAAUGUUGGCACAAUUUACACCGCGACGUCAAAAAUGUUGAUGUCUCUGCUGCCAUAGCACGAACACAAUCGAGGCUGUGUCAACUGUAUUUAACCGAAAUUUUUCGUGCAUGUCUAAGAAUGCAAUUGCGACUGCAAUUCAAAACCAUGGUGAAGACAAGACCAAUGGAGUAUCCAUAAGAAAUAAGUAUACAUAUGAUUGGUGAGGCAUUAUUCAAGCUUUGCCAUCAAAUUUGGGAAAAGAAAAAUAAUAGUACAAUUUUGUUUUUAUUUUUUUUGUUAAUAUGUAAAUAAUCUUGUUUACAUUAAAUGAGAAUCAACCUUCCAAAAUCAUUGAAGUUGUUAAAGAUGAUAUUGAUGAAUGAUUGUAUAUACUAUAUCCGUUAUUUCCGAUUCUCCAAAAAAAAAAUAUGACAUGCCUUCAAUGAGUUUAUUUAUUUUUUGGUCCUUCCUUCUUGAUGUAAUAAAAUAAGAAUCAUUCUGGUUAUAA